AUUAAAAAAACAGAGCAAAUUUCAAAAAAUAACAAAGAGCAAAUGCUGUUGAAACAGCAUCAGCAAGUGUGGUGGCAAGAGCAUAAAAGACUGAGUGAGAACAGUCAAAAAGCAGAAGCAGAAAUAAAGUCUUUUCUUGAUGAAGAAAGCCAUAAGUACAACUUUUUUCUGGAUAUGAAGGACUUCGAGCGUAAAUUAUCGGAGGAGCGAGAUACAUAUCAAACAAAUACUAUUGCUCCUAUCUGGCAACUAAAAGAGAAUUUGAAAUUAUGGCUGAAUGAAAUGCAGUGUUACCUCUCAGAAGAAUCUUGUCUGAAAUCUAAGAUCAAUCCAGCUGAGAUGUUAGAACAGAUCAAAUUUGUGAAGAAGCAACAGAAGGCAAUUUUGGAAUUCCUUAUCCUUGAAAGUUUGGCUUUGGAAAGAGAGAUUGAAGACUAUAAAACAAAAGCAUUAGUGCAUUCUUUUGAAGAGAAAAAUGGACUUUUCCUUGAAGUUCCUCCAGCACUACUGUCUUUGGAAUGCCCCUGCCCUGAUUUGAAGAUCUUCCUUAUCAAUGAAUACCAAAAGCUUGCAAGCGAGUACUGGUCUAAGCUUCAAGAGACUGAUCAACAGCUAGAAGUUUUAUGUAGGAACACUGAAUGGAAUGAAAAAGAUCAGUGGGUUUUCCAGACUGUUAUCAAUCAGUAUUCAAGUGAUCUUCACAAGAGGACGAAAUUGUGCCUUGAUGUGCUGCAGAGAUACCUUCCUCACAAAUCUAGGCAUGAUCUG
This is a messenger RNA of Nestor notabilis (Kea), 768 nucleotides long. RefSeq names its product coiled-coil domain containing 148 (gene CCDC148). Lineage: Eukaryota; Metazoa; Chordata; Aves; Psittaciformes; Psittacidae. The annotation marks the transcript as partial. The transcript is spliced from 6 exons. The record is from RefSeq and is a predicted model, not a curated record.